ACCAUCAGCUGAAAGCUGUUCUGGUUGCGCGUGGUAGGCUUUCUGAUCGUAACGGCGUAGGAUUGCUGUGUUUGUACCGUAUAUGCGUUUUCCUUUUCUUGUUGUGUCGAACAUUUCUGUUUUCUUAUAUAUUUUAUUUUAGACAGUUUUUUUUUGCGCCGAUGCGUUUGCUUACUCCAGUAGUUGGCAGGUAGUUGGAGAUUACUAGGUACUAGGAGCGCUAUUCAGAGAAAUCCUUUCCAAAUGGCGAUAUACUGGCUAAAAAGGAGCUAACAUACCAUCUGUAUGAUUUGUACUGGUGUCAUCUGCGAUCGCCGAAAUCAUGUCACUAUACGAUGACUUGGGCGUAGAGACCAGUGACACUAAAACUGAAGGCUGGUCCAAGAACUUCAAGCUGCUGCAGUCCCAGCUGCAGGUGAAGAAGGCCGCCCUCACGCAAGCUAAGAGUCAGCGUACAAAGCAGAGCACUGUUCUUGCCCCAGUGAUUGAUUUAAAGAGAGUCAGCUCCAGUGAUGACAGGCAGAUUUCAGAUCUUGCACCCCACCUGGCCUCCGGGCUAAAGGAGCCUGUGCCAGGAAGUUUUCCCAUGGGUGAUGUGCUGAUGCCCCUGGCUGAUGAGUAUGACCCAAUGUUCCCUAAUGAGUAUGAGAAGGUGCUGAAGAGGCAUCGGGAGGAGAGGCAACGCCAGCGAGAGCAGGAGAGACAGAAGGAGAUUGAGGAGAGGGAGAAGCACGGGAAGCGUAAGGACUGGCCUGAGAGUGGAACCCCCCCUGGAUUCUCCCGGUUUCCAGCCGAGGGAGACUCAGAUGAAGAGGACGAGUAUGAGAAGGAAAAGAGGAAAAGGAGUAUGGGGGGAGCAGCAAUUGCUCCGCCAACAUCCCUGGUGGAGAAGGACCGGGAAUUGCCAGCCACUGCAUAUCCCUACGAUGAUGAGGCUCGUCAGCGCGGCCUCUCGUUGAAGGCAGCGAUCCCUCCACCCAGUUAUGAAGACUUAGACCGCCCCCGCUCUCCCCCUGGACCCAGCAGCUCCUUCCUGGCCAACAUGGGCGGGACUGUUGCGCAUAAGAUCAUGCAGAAAUAUGGCUUCCGUGAGGGUCAGGGCCUGGGCAAGCAUGAGCAGGGCCUCAGCACUGCCCUGUCUGUGGAGAAGACCAGCAAGAGAGGUGGCAAGAUCAUCAUUGGAGACCUGGUAGAGAAAGGUUCUACUCUACCUGGGGCUGAGACACCUGGCUGGACAGUAGCAGGGGCAGCCGACUUGUCUAAAAAGCCAGAAACAAACCCACUUACGGAGAUUCUCAAAUGCCCAACCAAAGUGGUCAUACUGCGGAACAUGGUGGGAAGAGGAGAGGUGGACGAAGACCUAGAGGAAGAGACAAAAGAGGAGUGUGAGAAAUAUGGCAAAGUAAUCAAGUGUGUCAUCUUUGAGAUCUCAGAUGUGUCUGAUGAUGAGGCAGUCAGAAUAUUCCUGGAAUUUGAGCGGGUGGAGUCUGCCAUCAAAGCUGUAGUGGACCUGAAUGGCCGCUACUUUGGUGGCCGGGUGGUCAAGGCCUGUUUCUACGACCUGGACCGAUUCCAUGGCUUGGACCUGGGGGAUCAGGUGUGACUCCAGAAGCGACCAGAAGAUUCCACGCAGUCUAUCCUUUAGAUGAUUCCUGUGUAUAUUUCCCUCUAUUUCUAUUCACAUUUCAUUUAUCAUCUGAGUGUGAGUUUUUGUCUUUUGUUACUUAUAUAGUAUGUGAUUGUGUCAGUUGACUCUACCUGAGUUAUCUCGGUGAUGAGUGUGAUUUGGCAAGAGGUUGGCGGCAUGCAUUUGUCCUCCAUUAGUGCUGGAUUUGUAAGUUAACAUAAAGCCAUGCAAUUUAUGUGAUGUCACGGGUACGACUGGGCACUCUACCAACUUGAGAUUUCUGUAGUGAGUAAGACUAUUCCUGACCCCAGUGAAAUGCUUGUGACUGGUGUGAUUGUUUUACCUGGUUCUGUGGACGACAACACGCCCCAGUGUUUUAGGGAGGGUCAAACUUCUCUUUGAUUCAGUAAUGAUACUGGACAAGCAAACUCUUUGGUCUCAUACAUGGUCUGUGACUGGAGUAUCUGCUGUUCAACCAGCAGAAGAACACAAGGUCCUGCUUUUCUCAGACUUGGACGUUAUGGGUCAAGAAGGUCAUCCUUGUUUAUGGCAAAUGUGUUUUGCGAAAUAUAGAAAUAAUUCAUAUUUAUAGGGAUGGAUUUGGGGUCACGCUGGACUGAGGUGUGCAGUUACUUGGCAGCAAGAAUACAUGAAACAGUACUUUUUAAAUAGUCAGUAGUCUGCAAAGCAUUUUGUGUGGUAUGCCGUUUCAUAUCUGAUGUGAUCCCUCAUGUCGGGAAGAAAAAUGUGAUUUUUAUUAAAAACUGCAUUUAAAAUUCAUGUUGUUUUAAAUCAA
Molecule: messenger RNA, 2423 nt
Organism: Brienomyrus brachyistius
Lineage: Eukaryota; Metazoa; Chordata; Actinopteri; Osteoglossiformes; Mormyridae
Product: splicing factor 45-like
Exons: 13
Coding region: 323-1603 (426 amino acids)
Biological process (GO): mRNA cis splicing, via spliceosome; alternative mRNA splicing, via spliceosome
Cellular component (GO): precatalytic spliceosome
Molecular function (GO): RNA binding
Source: RefSeq, a predicted model, not a curated record